Messenger RNA from Hermetia illucens (black soldier fly), 5135 nucleotides. It is a transcript of the gene RapGAP1, whose product is annotated as rap1 GTPase-activating protein 1. The record is from RefSeq and is a predicted model, not a curated record. Lineage: Eukaryota; Metazoa; Arthropoda; Insecta; Diptera; Stratiomyidae. The transcript is spliced from 5 exons. Gene Ontology annotation, molecular function: GTPase activator activity. The coding region runs from base 1169 to 3475 and encodes 768 amino acids. Gene Ontology annotation, biological process: activation of GTPase activity; regulation of small GTPase mediated signal transduction. Gene Ontology annotation, cellular component: cytoplasm.
CUGACCACAGUGAUGUGCAUUAAUGAUAGAACGCUCAAUGGUUCCAGGUGUUGUGUUGUCCUGUUCUAUGAUUUUGUUGAAUUGUUGGUGAAAUAAAAAUAGGGAAAUAUCGUGAAGAUUGUUUUUUUAAAUGAUUGAUAUUUAAAAAAAUUUGAAUUUUCGCGACAUUUAAGGUUCGUGCAGUGAUUAUAAAUGUAACAAAAAAGGGGAGAAUAGAGAGUGAAAUUUUUGCAAAAUGUAAAAAUCAGUUGAUGUGGAUAAAAACUAUCUAGAAAUGUGAAAAAUAACCAAAUUGUUAGCAUUUUGAGGUCAGAGAGUGAAGUGUCGCCAGCAUUAAAUGUGAAUAAUUAAGGCCAGAAAAAAAUUGUGAAGACAUAAAAUAAGAUAAAAACAGUAGAAAGUUUGCCAAUCAUUUAAAUUUGGCUCCACCAGAACCUGAUCGCGUUCCUCAACGUCGAUCAAUGGAUCGCUCCUUCCCAAUGGCUUCAAAGGUAUAGUCGUUAACCGCCGACUAUAUUGACCCAUUCAUUUACUCACCGCUCAACUCGCAACCGAUCCUACCUCGCGGGUCGCUUUUUGCGUCGUUAAAGGUCUCAAAAUUGCAUGCCGAGAAACAACCUUGCUAAUAUUCAUGUACACGCGAAAAUUCCAUUUGGGCAAACCAGUUUCCUCACUCUAAAGAUAUUUGCAAUAAAAAAAGAUACUUCAUGUCUCAGUCAAAACAAUAAGAGUCCGGUAAACACGUAAAUUUUUGCGUCGAAAAAAAAAAUCUAACGCGGACAUUUAGCUACAGGAAUUGGGUUGCGUGAAAAGAAAGAUAGUUUUGGUGAUAGUACGGCCUUGGGGGAAAGGUACUGUGUGAAGCUGCCUAGACGAAAGGAGGAGAUCCCUUGAUUUUGGAUUAUUCGAAUUGCAGGAGAAGGUGGCAUAUACCAGUGAAGGAGCGGAGCGCCGGUGGGUGCGUCAAGCCGUUAUGGGGGUCUUGCGUUGGCGCGAUCUGCCCGGAUCGCGGGCAUCGAUUGGAAAUUCAAACAACAACAAUAAUAACAAUAAUCGUUCUGAGGAAGCCUUAUGUCGUGGCUUCUAAAUCCUCAUCCAGGAUUCACAGAAAUUUACCGACAAAACUAUUCGGAGUAUUAGCCAAGCAACUGCUAGAAAUUGAAAGUAAAUGAUGUACUUGAAGUGGUUGACCUUCUUAUUGAGGAAAUCAUCGCCUUUUCCGAAAACUGGCAAUCAACACUUGGAAACUCAAAAUGCCCGUGACGAGCGUAUACCAAAUCCUCAUUCACCACAUGAUAUCACAUCACAGAAUCCAAAUGGGACCCUUCACCAUUCGGCCAGUCGUUCAACCCUACGACAUUCAAUCAGUUCACAAUCGCAAUCGAAUUCGACACCGAAUUCACCCCAUUUGGGAGGUGGCAGUGGCAAUCAUCAUCACUAUCUGUCCAAUGGUCAUCAAUAUCAAUCACAAACGUCUGUUUCAUCACAAUCAUCCACGGCAUCAACGAUACCUGCAUCACAGAGACUCCUGCAAGAAGUCCUCUCCAACCCGACCCCAUAUCCGAUGAUUGUCUUACCCACAACUGGAGGAUAUUGGGUCGAUGGGACAGACCAUGAAUGUGCUUUCGAUUCCAGAGGUAAUGCUGUCCUACCACAAAGCACUUGGCGAGCUAAGUUCGAAACAGACGACACGGCCAAGUGUUACAGGAGAUUUUUCGUUGGAAGAGAACACUCAAAUUUGGUGGGCUACGAUGACCAGCUUGGGCCAGUCCUCCUGUCCAUUAAGACAGAGAACGUAGCAAAUCAGGAGCAUUAUAGGAUAUUAUUGAGGCUACGAACAGGAACAAUGCAUGAAAUCAUACCAGUCUCAUGCUUAGCACCAAAUCCGAGCCCAAUUAGGAUGGCGCGACUUCUAAACGAACAGAUUAACGUGGACAAUUUCAUGCCGGUCCUAUGCCCCAAAGCAUCGCAGUUGAUUGCAAACUACGAUGAGCACGUUAUUGUAUCGAAUUUCAAAUUCGGUGUACUUUACCAAAGAUUCGGACAAACGGCAGAGGAGGAGCUGUUCAGCAACAAUAACUCAUCGCCUGCUUUCGAGGAGUUUCUCGAUGUCCUCGGUCAAAGGAUUAAACUCAAAGACCACAAAGGCUACCGAGGUGGAUUAGACAUCCAAAACGGACACACUGGCGAUACUGCAAUAUAUGAAGUGUUCAAGGAGCGUGAAAUAAUGUUCCAUGUAUCAACCAUGCUCCCAUACACAGAAGGCGACCCGCAACAAUUGCAAAGGAAGCGCCACAUUGGCAACGAUAUAGUCGCCAUUGUGUUCCAGGAAUCGAACACUCCCUUCUCGCCGGAUAUGAUUGCGAGCCACUUUUUGCAUGCAUUCAUCAUAGUUCAACCAUUAGAACCAAAUACAGAAAACACAAGGUACAAAGUUAGCGUAACGGCCCGAGAUGAUGUUCCAUUUUUCGGUCCAACACUCCCUAGUCCAGCCGUUUUUCGAAAAGGGCCGGAAUUCAAGGAGUUCAUACUCACCAAAUUGAUAAAUGCGGAAAAUGCUUGUUACAAAGCAGAAAAAUUCGCUAAAUUAGAACUUAGAACCAGAACGUCUCUACUACAGAAUUUAGUAGAGGAAGUUAAGGAAAGGACACGGGAAUUUUUGGGAGCUGAUAUUAUUUCUACUACUGGCCCGUCAAGCCCCACCCCAGAUACAUCGAAAUCCGAAAGCAGUACGGCAGGAUCUCGAUUCAUUGAUACGGUCAAGAAGGCUUUGAUUGCACGUGUGAGGUCACAGAGUGUCGAUACUAGUGGCAUGGUAAAUGGCGGGUCCGGUGAGAAAUUAAAUGUUAUCACCACAGGCAAAAAGAAGGAGGCCAGCAUCACUGAAACUCCUAAUGUGAAUGUGAGUAUUUAUGGGACGGCCAGUCGAUCCGGGUCAAAAUCAUCAUCCAAAAAAUCCUCAUCUAAUGAUUCAGCCUCAUCAUCACCUGAUAUCACAUCACGUGGUCCGCUCAGCAACAAUAAUAACAAUAACACUGCAAGUAACAUGCAGAAUGUUAAUAACAACAAUGGAAUUGCAACAAUGUCGGAAACUAGCGAUGAUUCUAGCUUGAAUAGUGUCGACUUAGAUCCAAUGGGACAUUUGGAUACCGGCGCUACUUAUAUCGAUAGUGAUACAGGCUUGGAAUCAAUGUCAUCGGCCGAGGCAACAACAAAAGCCUGCUCCCUAUGUUUGGAUGGUUCACAGAGUGUAAUGGGGACAUCACCUAGUGAGACAAUUGCCCAAAUUGAAAAUUUAAGGCAAGAAGUGACAAGGUUGAAAUGCGAUAAAUUGGAUUUGCUGCGACAGAAUGUGACAUGCCAGCGAGACAUCAAACGAUUGCGUGAACGUGAGGUAUCUUUACAGGGUGACUUGGCUGCAGCCGGUAAAGAGAUUCUACGACUACGGGACUUAAUUAAGGAUUACAUACCAUAAACCUUGUAACACUAAGUGUUUGUAGUAGUAUUAGCAAAAUGCAACGAGUUCACCACCAACCACACCACUUGCAUCAACCACUUUAACCAACGCCACUGUCCAUCAUUACACCUCCACAUGCUUUAUGUUCCCAACGAAAGGACUCAUCAACUUUCUAAAAGCAUCCAGAGCCAUUUUACGAAGGGAGAACUCGACAAGAGGAGGAAACAAUUUCUAAAUUCUAUUGUUUUUAAGGAUUAACUAGUUCUAAUCAAAAAUCCUUUGUAAAUAGAAGAUAUUAAUACAAAAAUACAAAAUAUAUAUUUACAUGUUAGCUUUGUAGUAGUUUAAAUAUUUAUAUACAAAAGAAGGCAAAAACAUACACACCUGAAAUAUGAGAAAAUAUAUAUUAAAAACUAUAACGACACAUGUACGAGUAGAAUUUAAAACAAUGUCUUACGUAAGGACACUCUUACACACGAUACUUUCAAGAUACACCAAAAAUUAAUAAAAUUAUUAUCAUACUAAGAUGAAAACUAAGAAAUGCAAAAGUUAGGAAGCCGAAGCGGGAGCAGCCACAUUGGGAAUUACUUUCAAUGUUCAAGGACGACAUAGAAUGCAAAGAUCCACACAAGAAGUAUUUGUUAAGCAAAAAAAUUGAUAUGCUAAUAUGCAACGGAGGAAUACACCCUGAAUGUUGACCACUAGUAAUUAUCAUUACUAUUAUUAUUACUACGUAUUAAGGAGCUUACAAAAACAAAGAAUUUGUUUAAAUGUCAAUUAAAUGUUGUUAUGGAGAGCAAAUGUGCAUAAUAUUAUCACCCUUUUGCGCUAAUACCAAUACCAAAAUACUUGUUCUUAGAAUAUUGUUCAAUGGAGGGAGAGUAAAAUGAUCAAUUGGUUUUGAUAUUGCCUCGUUAUCCCAAAGAAUAUUAGGAUAAAUUUCGGCCUAAUUUGUUUUAGCUAUAUCCUCUCUGAUAUUAGCCUUUAUUGGAAUUAUUCUGUAUUAAUUUGCUCUACUCCCCCCUUACAAAGUUUUAUAAUUUAAAUUAAUAUUCUUCCUCCAUACACUCUUUAUUGUUUCGUAUUUAUUCGAGCCACAAAACGUACACACACAACUACAGAUUAAACGCAGAAUAAAGCAAGAAUAUACGCGAAAUACGAAAUAGUAAGAAAGAAACAAUGAAAUUACCAAAAUCAUUCUACAAUAUUAUUAAACGCUUAGACUAAGAUAAAUUUAGAUAUUUAUUCUAAAGUUAUACAUUCUUUUGUUUUUCUAUUCUAUUUUUAUUUUCUUUUGAUUUGGAGAAUAUUUGAAGUCUAAUUUCUGUUCAAUUUAAUUUUUUUCUUUUUUUUUUCGCUCAAUUAUUUGAAGUAUGGAAUCAUCGAAAGUGAAGUGAAAAUUUCUGACAGAAAUGCAAUAAAUGGAAUGGAAAAUUUUUGAAAUUUGAAUAUUUUUAUUUAGAGAAAAGUAUAUUCGAGAUAUCCUUUAAAUAUUUUUUUUUUUUUGCGGCAACUUUGAUUAUUACAAUCUUCAAAUUGAAAUUGGAUUUUAUUUUGUUUUCUUUUGAAAAGUUUAAAUAGAUAAUUCGAGGAUAUGUUUCUGUUUGAAAAAUGAUUCUAAAAAUGUGAAAUAAAGAGAGAGACGAAAAUGUUUAAAUAUAUAUUAUUUUAACGAAAA